Molecule: messenger RNA, 1423 nt
Organism: Carica papaya (papaya)
Lineage: Eukaryota; Viridiplantae; Streptophyta; Magnoliopsida; Brassicales; Caricaceae
Product: 2-oxoglutarate (2OG) and Fe(II)-dependent oxygenase superfamily protein
Source: RefSeq, a predicted model, not a curated record
UUUCCAUUUUCCAGUAAUUACUUCAGAGAAUACCAGCUGUUUAUCCUUGUGUAAGUAUGGCGGCUGCUAGAUAUGGGCUCUCAAUUUGUGCAGCCCAGUCCAUGAGAAUCAAAGUACGUUUGUUAAAAGGGGAAAAUACUUGAUUUUGCUGUGAAUUGAAAUAAUUCAUCGUCAUCAAUCUCAAUCUCAAUCUCUGAGUUGCUCGACCCCGCUGUUCUCUUUCAGUUGCAGACUCACAUUAAUUGGCAUGGAAGCUUUUAGGGUGCAAAGCCUUGCAAAAGCCGGCAACCUUCCUCCUCAGUACAUCCAGCCUCCAGAUACUCGACCCCACCGCAAACACCCUCGGCAAACUAAUGACAAACAGAUACCCACCGUCGAUCUCUGCGGUUUUGACCCCGCCCUCAACGUGGUCUCCACCAUCGAUGCCAUAGGCCGUGCCUGCAGGGAAUGGGGUGUUUUUCAUGUCGUCGACCAUGGCGUCCCAGCUCAAUUACUCCGCCAGAUCAUAUCCGUUGGCCACUCCUUCUUCAACGAUUCCUCGGUCGAAGAAAAGCUCGUGUACGCCUGCGACCCAAACUCCGCUGCCUCUGAAGGCUACGGCAGCCGGAUGCUCCUGGGUUCCCAGAAAGACACCGUCUUGGACUGGAGGGACUACUUCGAUCACCAUACUCUCCCCCUUUCUCGCCGCAACCCCUCUCGAUGGCCUCAUUUCCCUCCCAAUUAUAGGCAAGUUGUGGCAGACUACGCAGACAACAUGAAGGUCGUGGCCCACAAGUUGCUGGCCCUCAUCUCUGAGAGUUUAGGGCUGCCGUCUUCGUGCAUUGAGGAAGUUGUCGGGGAAUUCUACCAGAACAUCACUAUUAGCUUCUACCCUCCCUGUCCUCAGCCAGACCUCACUCUUGGCCUCCAAGCCCAUUCCGACAUGGGGGCCAUUACUUUGUUGAUUCAAGAUGAUGUUAGUGGUCUUGAGGUAUUCAAGGAUGGAGAGUGGGUCAUCGUAAAUCCUUUGCCUGACGCCAUCCUUGUCAUUUUGGCCGACCAAACCGAGGUAAUAAGCAACGGAAUUUACAAAAGCGCAGUGCAUAGGGCAGUGACAAACGACAACAGAGCGCGACUCUCAGUUGCCACAUUUCAUGACCCGGCCAAGGCAGUCAAAGUAUCGCCUGCUUCCCAACUCGUCACUCAAUCUUCUCUUGCUCGCUACCGUCCAGUAGUUUAUGGGGACUACGUCUCCUCAUGGUAUUCAAAGGGCCCGGAAGGUAGAAGGAAUCUAGACGCUCUCCUGCUUAACUAGAUUUUAUUUCAACAUUUAUGCCACGGUUUGCAUGUGCUGGAGAAAACUUCAAAUAUAUGUUCUGUUACAUUCUUAAAUAAAUAUCGUAAUAUAAAUAAUUUACAAAAAUGCAGCAGCAUUUUUACAUCU